This is a messenger RNA of Helobdella robusta, 621 nucleotides long. RefSeq lists its product as hypothetical. The record is from RefSeq and is a predicted model, not a curated record. NCBI's taxonomy places the organism in Eukaryota, Metazoa, Annelida, Clitellata, Rhynchobdellida, Glossiphoniidae. Bases 1 to 621 code for a protein of 206 amino acids. Gene Ontology annotation, cellular component: nucleus. Gene Ontology annotation, biological process: chromatin remodeling. The transcript has 2 exons.
AUGGUGUUUGAAAAAGUAAUAGUGAGGGUGAUAUCAGGAUAUGCUCCGCAACAAAGUAGGAAGGAAGAGGAGAAGGAUAGGUUUUAUGAUGAUGUUUCUGACGAGAUUGGGCAAGCGGGGUUGAAUGAGUUUGUGGUGUUGUUGGGUGAUUUGAAUGGUCAUGUGGGGGCGGAUGCAGACGGAUAUGAAGGUGUACAUGGGGGAUGGGGAUAUGGUAUACGGAAUGAGGAAGGGCGUAGAGUGUUGGAGUUAGCGGAUGCACACAGCAUGGUGGUGGGGAACACUUGGUUCACAAGGGAACCAGCGCGAUUGAUUACUUAUAGGUCAGGGGAACAUAGAUCGAUGAUCGACUAUAUAUUGGUAAGGGCCAAACAUAGGAAGUAUGUGAAGAAUGUGAAGGCGAUACCUGGUAUGUUGCAGCAUAGUAUGGUUGUAAUGGAUGCGACAUCAAAAGAAAUGGGGAGGAGGAAGAAGGAUAAACACACCUCUCUCUUCUAUAUCUACAAAACUCGCCUCAAAUUAAUCCAGACCAGCAUUAAAACAACAGGUCCUAAAAAUUGGACAGAACUUGUACCUCCCCAUCUAAGAGCCAUCAUAAACCUACAACAUUUCAAGUCAUAA